Messenger RNA from Lathyrus oleraceus (garden pea), 1859 nucleotides. RefSeq lists its product as uncharacterized. Gene Ontology annotation, molecular function: glycosyltransferase activity. The record is from RefSeq and is a predicted model, not a curated record. The coding region runs from base 233 to 1645 and encodes 470 amino acids. Lineage: Eukaryota; Viridiplantae; Streptophyta; Magnoliopsida; Fabales; Fabaceae. The transcript is spliced from 6 exons.
CAUUUUCAACCAAAAAAGAACAGAAUACAGUUCUUUAGUUCGUGAUCUGUGAAUUAGCAGCAAAAUCUUCGAUCUGGGAGUAUGCGCGAGUGACAGCUGAAUCUCCCCUGAACCACUUCACAAAUCACAAGCAAUUACAACAACUCGAUGCAAAACUCGAAUGAGCGAAAACCCUAAAAAAAAAAUCAAAAGCAGAAUGCGAAACUAGAAAAUUUGGUAAAGUUGGAAAAGAAUGGCGAAGCAUUCAGUGGCAACGGCGAAGAAAAAAUGGCCGCUAAUGUUACUAGCCUUCUUGUCUAUUUCAACAGUGAUGGUGAUUUUCAUUAGAAACAAUUCUGAUUCAUGCAACACCAAGAUCUUUGAAGCACAACAGACUCAGAUUCACUCCUCCGCCGCCGCCGGCGGAGGAAACGGUGGAAAUGCUGCUUCCGGUCCGAGUCCGUUGGAUUUCAUGAAGUCUAAGCUUGUUCUCAUGGUUUCGCAUGAGUUGUCUCUUUCUGGUGGACCUUUACUUUUGAUGGAAUUGGCGUUUCUUUUGAGAGGUGUUGGUUCUGAGGUUGUUUGGGUUACGAAUCAGUAUCCUGCUGAACACGAUCAGGUUAUUUAUAGUUUGGAAAGUAAAAUGUUGGAUAGAGGAGUUCAGGUCAUGCCCGCCAAAGGUGAAAAGGCUGUAGAUACAGCUCUUAAAGCUGAUCUGGUCAUUCUAAAUACUGCUGUAGCUGGAAAGUGGCUGGAUGCCGUCUUGAAGGAGAAAGUUACCCUCGUUCUUCCUAAGGUUUUAUGGUGGAUUCAUGAAAUGCGAGGCCAUUAUUUCAAAGUGGAAUAUGUUAAGCACCUCCCUUUUGUUGCAGGUGCCAUGAUUGAUUCACAUACAACUGCCGAGUACUGGACGAAUAGGACUAGGGAGCGUUUAGGAAUUAAAAUGCCUGAAACUUAUGUUGUACAUCUUGGAAAUAGCAAGGAGCUUAUGGAAGUUGCAGAAGAUAGUGUAGCAAAGAGAGUUCUUCGUGAGCAUGUUAGGGAGUCUCUUGGAGUAAGAAAUGAUGAUCUACUUUUUGCCAUCAUAAAUAGUGUUUCACGUGGUAAAGGACAAGAUCUAUUUCUUCGUGCCUUUCAUGAAAGUUUGCAGCUCAUUCAGGAGAAGAAACUCCAGUUGCCAGCUUUGCAUGCUAUAGUAGUAGGGAGUGAUAUGAAUGCUCAGACAAAGUUUGAAAUGGAACUGCGCAAAUUUGUUACAGAGAAAAAGAUUCAGGACCGCGUUCACUUUGUUAACAAAACUCUGGCAGUGGCUCCUUACUUGGCUUCUAUUGAUGUUCUUGUUCAGAAUUCUCAGGCACGGGGAGAAUGUUUUGGAAGGAUAACCAUCGAAGCAAUGGCAUUUCGCCUGCCUGUACUGGGCACCGCAGCCGGAGGCACUGUGGAGAUCGUGGUAAAUGGGACGACCGGUUUGCUUCAUCCCGCUAACAAGGUAGGUGUAACACCUCUGGCGCAUAACAUUGUAAAAUUGGCAACUCAUGUCGAGAAGAGGCUGACGAUGGGAAAGAAAGGAUACGAGAGAGUGAAAGAGAGGUUUCUGGAGCACCAUAUGUCACAGAGAAUUGCAGUGGUUCUCAAAGAAGUUUUACAGAAGGCAAAGCACAGUUAAAUCUAGCUUAGGUACUUUACUAUUAAAUUGUAAAUUGAUUCCAAAGAAAAUGGGAGAAUGGUUCGGUUAUGAAUGAAUUGUAUAUCCCACUUCCUUUGUUCUGUAUGGUAAUGGGUAAUGGGUAGAUGUAUAGGAUUCUGAUAUAUUACUUUCCUCGGAAAAACUUAAGUUACACUCUCUUAUGAGUAAAAAUCCACACUCCCUUUUCAAAAAA